Lottia gigantea (owl limpet) is the source of this 1034-nucleotide messenger RNA. RefSeq lists its product as hypothetical. The transcript is spliced from 5 exons. The record is from RefSeq and is a predicted model, not a curated record. Bases 26 to 328 code for a protein of 100 amino acids. Lineage: Eukaryota; Metazoa; Mollusca; Gastropoda; Lottiidae.
GACAAAUCAACGUAUACACAGUAUAAUGGAUCACAAUAAGGGAGGCUACCCACAGCCAGGCGGAUACCCCCCACAGCAAGGUGGAUAUCCUCAGCAAGGACCCUAUCCACCACCGUACUCUCCAACCAAUGCUGGUUAUAAUCAACAACCUUAUGGAGUUAGCCAAACACCAAAUGUUGUAGUUGUAGGUGACGGCCAUCAUCACCACCAAACUAUCGUUGUAGAAAGACAAGGUGUUAAUCAUGUACUUCAUUUCUGUAUCAGUUUAUUUUUCUGGCCUUGGGUUAUUGUUUGGAUUAUAUUGUGUAUCACAGAUGAGUCACACUAAGUUGUGAUAAUGGUUACUAUCAAAAUAUAUAUUUUCCCUCCUGAUAGCAUCCUAUUCUAGCUAUACGUAGUACUUUUCAAAAUUAAAAUCUGACCUCGGUACCUGUUUAAUUCAAUAAGAAGGACGUUAAUGCUGUCUUCGUGCAAAUCCAUGCCCCUACAACGUUUCUUCCUUGUGGAUAUCGCCAUUUUGAAGUCGAUAUUCACGAAUAUUCACGAUAUUGAAUUGUGGUGUCAGAUAAAGUCAGAUUUUAAUUUUGAAGAGUAAAUGAAAUGAAUCAACUGAUAAAGAAUAUGAUUCUUAGAGUGUAUCUCUCUAACAGACAUGGGUUAAUUAUGUUUCCUGAUUAUUUAUUGUACACCUGAAGAGACAUUUUUUACUAGAUCAUUGGCAUGGGAUAAAGAUAGUCUUUAUCAAUAUAAUGGUCAAUUGUCCUUUUCAUAGAAGCUUGAUGAAUAAAAGAAUUGAACUCGUUGUAUAAUAUAUCAAUGUAAAUCGAUGCGUUAAUUUUUCACAACUCACUGUUAUUGUUUUGUUGCUUAUAGUAUUAUUAAAACUAUCUAGAACUUGUAUUUUUACUACAGUGUGGUUAAAAUUGUUGAUUUACUAUCUUGUGAAUUUAGACAGAAAAAUUCAGAUUUUUUCAUAAGCGAAACGGAUUGAUUUAUGUACCGAGAUAGUCUAAUAAAUUGUUAUAUUUUUGUCU